This is a messenger RNA of Suillus bovinus, 2076 nucleotides long. RefSeq lists its product as uncharacterized. Bases 1 to 2076 code for a protein of 691 amino acids. The transcript is spliced from 9 exons. NCBI's taxonomy places the organism in Eukaryota, Fungi, Basidiomycota, Agaricomycetes, Boletales, Suillaceae. The record is from RefSeq and is a predicted model, not a curated record.
AUGGUGCACCCAAACACUCGUCCUAAAAAUGCGAACCAGCAUCCUGGUGAGAUCCUCCUCCAAAACAAGAGGAAAAGGCGCACUGCUCAUCAAAUCCAGGAAGACAACGACCGAGCCGAGCAUGAGCGGCAGGAGAAAGAAGCCGCUGAUAAACGCACCACCGAGAAGAUUGCGUCUAUUGAAGACAAGAAGGCGUUGAAGGACUUGAAGAUCCUUUUGCAUGUGCCAAAGCCUCGGCCUCAGGGCGCAUCCUGUGUCGAAGUCAAAGAAGCAGCUGAGAUGGGGGAUGUCGAAAUGGAGGAUGUUGCUGCAGGCGAUAACGAUAUCGAUAGCGAUAAGGACUUUCAACCAAGUGAGGAGGAAAGUGCAGAGGUGCAGCUGAGGAACAAACAUGUACAGAAGACAGCAUAUCGUGAGGCUGUCCAUGCUGAGCGAAGUGUUAAUAAUACAGGCGUCAAAUUUGACACAAGUCACAAUCAGAAUCAGAAUGUCAUAUCAGAUGCUGAUCACACAACAGCAUGUGGUGACCAGAAAGGCAAGAAAGGAGUUGUGGAUGUCUGCGCAGCCAAGGAUGACUAUGCGGGGAUGGGGAAAACAAAGGACUGGGCUGAGAAACUUGCAACAAGCAAGUUGCUCCGCCCUCAACUUGAAAGCCUUCGCACUGAAUCACACAGACAGGUGUCCUCAAUCACCACCUCGACUGCCGUUUCAAAGAUCUCGAAAGUGAGUAGCGCCAGCGCUAAUCCCACUGGCAGCCCGCACCCCACAAACAACAUUCAAGGCAAUCUUGAAGAACCUACCACAGCGUUUCUGGACGAGGACGAUUCACUUGAGCAUGAGGCUGCUUUCAAGGCUACCAAAAAGCCUGGUGGCAGGCAUACAACUUCUGCGGAUAUAUUGGAAGUCAGUGAUAACAGUUUAUCACCGCCUCCAUCGCGACCAAAGAAACGCUCACCAAUAAUGGCAAGGACUGAGUCCUUAUCCUCCCCCCCUCCUCGUGCUCCCCCUUCUACGCAACCAUCCAGAGCCACCGCCAGGUUCAUCCCGACUGAGCCCGUUACUGACUUGUCAAUGGACAUUGACUUUGGCGAGAGCGAGGACACAUCACCGUCUCCUGCCCCUGUGUCAGCAAAAGGCACCAAACGCCUGACAACUUCAGUGAGCCGACCGGUGUCAGCAUCAAUAGCCAGCCCCCCCCCUUCGAAACGAGCAAAGACAGAGCCGCAGAGCAAGAGUAUCACGUCACGCCGUGAUGGCAGUGGCGCCAAUCACCGGUACCAGAACGAUGACCUUCCUGAGGGAUGCCAGGAUGGUAAUACCUGGCGCCGGGUGUUCAUACCAACUGUCGCACACUGGGCUGGUGGAGAAGUUGAGCCUUGGGGUCCUGAAGACGAAGAUUUAAGGGACGCCAUGCAGGAGAUAUGGAACUACAUAUACCGGGGUAAGAUUCGGCACGAGAUCUCCAGAUCUGGUGCCGUUUUAAAAGUGGACGCUGAUUUUUUGGAUCCUGCGGCUCGCGAGGACUUUUCAAGGGCCAUGCUGAAGCAUAACCGGUUCAUUUUCAGGGACAAUUCAGGACUCGUUCCCAAGGACUGGACGGGUAUGUGGAGAUCCCCCUUCGUACUUCAGACAUUCACAUCACACCUCAAUUUCACCUUCAGCCGUGUUGAAGUCCCCGACCUUGACACCGAGAGCAUUAGUGCGCGGGCUGCAUUUGCCCUCGCCGUUACUGCUGUUUAUCGUACUCUUCAGCUCAUCAUUGAUGGGAACCUUGCUUUCCAAGUUGUUCAAGAAUCCCGUGGCAAACGCAAAGGUGCGAAGACCGAUGGCGGCGAUAUCUGGACCCCCAUCAUCACGAAGGGCGAGCAGUUUGCUUUCAGCAAACCUAUCUGGGGGCACAUGACCGUCAAACUCAUGGGCCCCAUCUUGGCGCUUUCCGACGAUGCCUUUGCGAGCAUUAUUGUGGAGGCACAACAGUAUGCCAAGCACGCGAAAAGUAUCGGGAACUCGAGGACUACCACCGGUGACGCGCCUGAUGAGGAUGACGUGUUCACUGACCUAUUUGCAUUCCGUUGA